Messenger RNA from Chiroxiphia lanceolata (lance-tailed manakin), 3166 nucleotides. RefSeq names its product MLX interacting protein like (gene MLXIPL). The coding region runs from base 278 to 3019 and encodes 913 amino acids. The transcript is spliced from 18 exons. The record is from RefSeq and is a predicted model, not a curated record. Gene Ontology annotation, biological process: regulation of transcription by RNA polymerase II. Gene Ontology annotation, molecular function: protein dimerization activity; RNA polymerase II cis-regulatory region sequence-specific DNA binding; DNA-binding transcription factor activity, RNA polymerase II-specific. NCBI's taxonomy places the organism in Eukaryota, Metazoa, Chordata, Aves, Passeriformes, Pipridae. Gene Ontology annotation, cellular component: nucleus.
AGCCACCAGCACUAUAAGUAGGGCUGGUGACGAUCCACCCCGGCAAACCAACCGCUGAACCCCGGCAAAGCACCUGCUGAACCCCGGCGCGUGGAGCAGGCAGCGUGGGCCGGGUGGAGGAGGCGCCCAGGAGGAGCUGUGGUGAGGGUGUCCUGUGCUGGGGAGCCCAACAGCACGUGCUCGAUGCCAACGCAGUGUCCAUAGGCUCUGGCACACCCGGGACAUGGAUCACAGCGCUGGGACAGGUCCAUAAGGGCUCCCCAGCAGGUGCCAGGCGAUGGCAGGAGCUCAGGUGGGGCUCCUGGGAACCUUCCCGGAGCCCCCAGUUGGGCCGUGCCCUGUCUCUGAUUCCGACUCCGACUUCGAGGACGUGGCUGUGGGUGGCACAGGACCCGGUGCUGGGGCACAGAGCCCCUCCCAGGUCAUCCACAGUGGCCACUUCAUGGUGUCGUCCCCACACAGCGACGCGCUGCCCCGGCGGCGGCACCACCGCGCCAAGCCCGAGCCGGCGGAUCCCCGGAGCAUCGACCCGACCCUCACCCGGCUCUUCGAGUGCAUGAGCCUGGAGUACAGUGGGAAGUUGGUGUCACCCAAGUGGAAGAAUUUCAAGGGGCUGAGGCUGCUUUGCCGGGAUAAAAUUCGUCUCAACAACGCGAUCUGGAGAGCGUGGUACAUCCAGUAUGUGGAGAGGAGGAAGAACCCUGUGUGUGGCUUCAUCACCCCUCUGGAGGGGUUGGAGGCCGAUGAGCACCGAAAACCAGAGGCUGUUGUGCUGGAGGGGAACUACUGGAAGCGCCGCAUCGAGGUGGUGAUGAGGGAGUACCACAAGUGGAGGAUCUACUACAAGAAGCGGCUCCGAAAGUCCACCCGGGAGGGAGAGAUCUCCAGUCCAAAGCAGGAUGAGGAUGUCUGGAGGCCAACAGAGAAAUGGUGCAACCAGCUCUUCUGCAACGUGGUGCCAGUGCUGCUUGGGAAUGAGGAAGAGGAGCCUGGGAGUAGGCAGCACUUUGACUUGGACACCUUCCUCUCAGAUAUAUCUGAUACCCUCUUCACCAUGACACAGAUGCCCAGCACUCACCAGGCACUUCCCGAGGACGCGUACGUUGGGAAUGCUGACAUGAUACAGCCGGACUUGGCACCCCUGCAGCCCAGCCUGGAUGACAUGGACAUCUCAGAUCUCUUCUUCAGCCACCGAACAGCCCCAUCACAGACACAACUGGGCUACCAGGAGCCGUCCUGCUUCUUGCCCAUGGCCGAGCCCCUGUUUGAUGCCGGGGAGUCCCUGAUGGGUGCUAGGGGGCUGCCUGCAAGCCCUGAGGCCCCACUGUCACCCGGCACCCUCCUCCAGCCUGGCAGCGCCUCCCAGCUCAGCCUGCACAGCGCCUUCCUGGGCCCCGAGCUGCCCCCGGCCCCCCUGCCCCCCGAGCCCCCCUCUGCAGUGCCCAGCAACUUCAGCCCCCAGCUCCGACACAAACUCCCGCUGCAGUACGACCUCCCCACCAAGUGCCUCAGCCUGGAGCCGCCAGGACCCCACUACAUCCCCCCCAUCCUGUCCCCUGGGGCGCCACUACCAAGCCCAGACUCCCCCUUCUCCCCCGCCUCGGCCCCCCGCUCCAAGUUCCCCUACGCCAGCUCCCCCGGCCCCUCUCUCCUCACCCACCCUGCCUCCCCCCUCUCAGCCCCCUGCUUCGCCCCCCACACCCCGGGGCUGGGCUACCCCACGGGCAUGGUGCCCCCGGGGUACCCCGGCCCUGCUGCCCCCCAGCUCCUGCCCCCUGCCCUGCUGGGUGACCCCAGGUUUGCCCCCCCCAAGGGGCUGCCCCAGGGUGGGGGGGGGCGGCCCAAAGCAAAGCCCGGUGGCACCAAGGCAAGGAGGCAGCCAGGACCCGCUGGGCCCCACCUGCCUGUGUCCAACCCCUGCCUGAGCCAGUUGCUGACUGCAGCCAAGCAGGACCCAGCCCUGGACGCCCCUCGCCCGAUGGGUGCAGGACUCAUGCCCAUGGCCCCUGUCUCCCCGGCACAAGGGGGAAGGAGUGGACAUGUGGCUGGAGGUGGCAGGAUUCACCCGAGUGUCUUCAGUAAAAGAACCAGGGCAGAGCAGCAGAGCACUGUUCCCGAAGUCCCUGCCACCUUCCUCUCCAGAAUGGCCCAGCUGAGCCCAGGACUGGCUCCUGGCUCCAGCCCUUCCCCAGUGGUGCCGGUGCCGCUGGCAGGCAUGCAACCGGGCUCCCUGAGAGUCCCCAAGGCAGAGCAGCUGUCUCCCACCUCAGCUUGUGACAGCAACUGGUGCAAGCCCAGCCAGGCUUCUCCAGGACCCACUGCAGGGCUGGGCACUGGCACCUCCGUGCACCACCCCGUGUCCCGUCGGGGCAGGCCUGAGUCCAACAAGCUGGAGAGCCGCCGCAUCACGCACAUCUCCGCCGAGCAGAAGAGGCGCUUCAACAUCAAGCUGGGCUUCACCACGCUGCACAGCCUGGUGAGCACGCUGAGCACCCAGCCCAGCAUCAAGGUCAGCAAGGCCACCACCCUGCAGAAGACAGCUGAGUACAUCUGUAAGCUGCAGCAGGAGCGGGCGGCUCUGCAGGAUGAGGCGCAGCGGCUGCGGGAGCAGAUUGAGGAGCUCAACAGCUCCAUCAACCUGUGCCAGGAGCAGCUGCCGGCCACGGGGGUGCCCAUCACGCGCCAGCGCUUCGACCACAUGCGCGGCAUGUUCGACGAGUACGUCCGCUCCUCCACACUGCAGAACUGGAAGUUCUGGAUCUUCAGUAUCAUCAUGCGGCCCCUCUUUGAGUCCUUCAAUGGGAUGGUGUCCACAGCAAGCAUGGAGAGUCUCACCCAGACAUCCCUGGCCUGGCUGGACCAGCACUGCUCCCUCCCAGCACUUCGGCCAACCGUCCUGAGCUCCCUGCGGCAGCUGAGCGUCUCCACCUCCAUCCUCAGCGACCCUGCCCGUGUCCCCGAGCAGGCGGCGCGGGCGGUGGCGGCGCUGGGACGCGGCGCCUCCUCCUCCUCCUCCUGACUGCCCCAGGAGGGCGGCCCGGGGGCUCCGGGGGUCCCAGCCGGGGCUGCGAGGGGGCUGUCCCCAUCUUCCCCCCCGAUAAAGGACUCGCUGUGCCACAGGCCCCGCCUGGUUCUUCAGCCCCGGGGCUGUUCUAGGGCACGGCUG